UCCGAGCAGAAAGCAAGAUGGCAGCCUCUGUCAGACAAGACCUUACACAACUGAUGAAUUCUAGCGGAUCGCAUAAGGAUCUCGCCGGAAAGUACCGACAAAUAUUAGAUAAAGCACUCCAACUUCCUGGCCCAGAACAACUUGAAGCCUUGAAAGCUUUUGUUGAAGCAAUGGUAAAUGAAAAUGUCAGUUUGGUGAUUUCACGUCAGCUGCUCACUGAUUUCUGUACCCACCUCCCCAGCCUGCCUGAUGGCAUAGCUAAGGAAAUCUACCACUUCACCUUGGAGAAGAUACAACCGAGAGUAAUUUCAUUUGAAGAACAGGUUGCAUCAGUCAGACAGCAUUUGGCAUCCAUUUAUGAGAAAGAAGAGGACUGGAGAAAUGCUGCUCAGGUGCUAGUGGGGAUACCUCUAGAAACAGGUCAAAAACAAUACAAUGUAGACUAUAAAUUAGAGACCUACUUGAAAAUUGCCCGUCUGUACUUGGAAGAUGACGAUCCUGUACAGGCAGAAGCCUAUAUUAACAGGGCAUCUCUUUUGCAGAAUGAGUCAACCAAUGAACAGCUUCAGAUCCAUUAUAAGGUGUGCUAUGCCCGUGUGCUUGACUACAGGAGAAAAUUCAUAGAAGCUGCUCAGCGAUACAAUGAGCUGUCGUACAAAACCAUAGUGCAUGAAAGUGAGAGGAUGGAGGCAUUAAAGCAUGCACUACACUGCACUAUACUAGCUUCUGCAGGUCAACAGCGCUCUCGAAUGCUGGCUACUUUGUUUAAGGAUGAGCGAUGCCAGCAGCUGUCGGCCUAUGGAAUCCUGGAAAAGAUGUACCUAGACAGGAUCAUAAGGGGAAAUCAGCUUCAGGAGUUUGCUGCUAUGCUCAUGCCACAUCAGAAAGCUACAACUGGAGAUGGUUCUAGUAUUUUGGACAGAGCUGUGAUUGAACACAACUUGUUAUCAGCAAGCAAGCUUUACAAUAAUAUUACAUUUGAGGAACUUGGAGCUUUGUUAGAAAUCCCAGCUGCUAAGGCAGAAAAAAUAGCUUCUCAGAUGAUUACAGAAGGACGAAUGAAUGGAUUCAUUGACCAGAUUGAUGGGAUCGUUCAUUUUGAAACACGAGAAGCAUUACCAACAUGGGAUAAGCAGAUACAGUCCUUAUGCUUUCAAGUUAAUAACCUGUUGGAAAAGAUCAGCCAGACAGCCCCAGACUGGACAGCCCAAGCAAUGGAAGCUCAAAUGGCGCAAUAAUCUUUUUUUUUUUUUUUUUUUUUUUUUUAAUUUGGAAUUUGAGAACAAACCCAUCUCUGCCCAAGCAGUAUCACCAGAUGACCGUUUUUGCAGCUUGGAUAUGCCUGGUUGCUGUUGUGAAGCCUGGAGUAAAAUAUCUCUACCUUACCCACUCUGUCUGACCAGUCCAUUUAGCUUACAGAUUUCAAAGGACAAUAUCUGCUUUUCAAGAUCCAUAGUGCAUGAAUGUCACUUUAUCAGCAUCUAACAUUUAAAUAGUAACUGUGUGGAAAAAAACUGCAAUUAAAACCAGAGUUACAUGUG
This is a messenger RNA of Xenopus tropicalis (tropical clawed frog), 1541 nucleotides long. It is a transcript of the gene cops4, whose product is annotated as COP9 signalosome subunit 4. The record is from RefSeq and is marked provisional. Lineage: Eukaryota; Metazoa; Chordata; Amphibia; Anura; Pipidae. Gene Ontology annotation, cellular component: nucleus; synaptic vesicle.